Messenger RNA from Tribolium madens (black flour beetle), 2540 nucleotides. Its product is annotated as serine/threonine-protein kinase TBK1-like. Bases 374 to 2446 code for a protein of 690 amino acids. Lineage: Eukaryota; Metazoa; Arthropoda; Insecta; Coleoptera; Tenebrionidae. The record is from RefSeq and is a predicted model, not a curated record. Gene Ontology annotation, molecular function: ATP binding; protein serine/threonine kinase activity. Gene Ontology annotation, cellular component: cytoplasm. Gene Ontology annotation, biological process: peptidyl-serine phosphorylation. The transcript has 3 exons.
UUUCGAGUCAAAUAACUGAAGUGUAAUAUAACCCAAUUCUUUUGUUUGUUUUCGAUUUGUAUUUAGAUUUAUGGUCACUGUUUUGCUUUAAAAUUAUAAUUUUUUGUAUACGAUAUUUUGUGUUACAUUGAUUUUUCAUUGGAACAUUUGCAUCAUAGUAUCUCUUACUAAAUGGCUUUUUCAAUUCUUAGUGAUACCUAUAUAAGAUAGAUAAGUCGAAAGAAAAUCAGCUGAUUUAUGGUUUUAUUUGAUCAAAAGCUUAUCAGCUACGUAUAGCGCCAGAUAAGAUUUUAGUUUUUGUUUUCCUUAACAAUAUCAUUUUAGUGCCGACAUUGUGCAUAUUCUAUGGCCCUCUUUUCUACUUUUCCAGGAAAUGUCCGUAGUCUUGAGUGAGUCCCAGAAUUACAUUUGGAGCGACGACGAUUGUCUUGGUGAAGGCACUUUUGGUAAAGUCUUUCGCGGCAUACAUAAACGAUCCGGUGAUAAAGUCGCCAUAAAAAUUUUCAAACAUGUUAACCUUCAAGUAUCACAAGAAACCAAAUUGUUACAAUCAUUACAACACAAACAUAUCAUUCGGUUUUUUGCUACCGAAUUUGAACUUUCCACCAAUAGAAUGGUCAUGAUUUUGGAAUUAUGUAACGGCGGAAGUCUGAUGAGUUACUUAAAUGAACCGGAAAACGUCUGCGGAUUGCCCGAUGAAGAGUUUCUGCUAGUUUUCAAACACUUAUCAGCGGGAUUGGAAUUUUUGAAGAGGCACGAUGUAAUACACCGUGACGUCAAACCAGAUAAUAUCAUGCGUCAUGUGCUUGACGACGGCCGAACAAUUUACAAACUCGCCGAUUUUGGCACAGCUCGGGAACUCCCCGAGGGCCAAAACUUCACCUCCCUCCACGGUACCGAGCCUUACCUCCAUCCCCAACUAUACAGGGUGUGUUUUUUUCAAGGAGGUAACUGCACGCGUGAAUUUGGAGCGAAUACUGAUCUUUGGUCGAUUGGUGUCACCCUCUACCAAACCGCAACCGGGAAUUUACCUUUUGUGGUACAGGAUCGUCACGUGAUGCUUCGAAUUUACCACGAAAUGAAGGAAAAUGAAGGAAUUGUAUCGGCCAUUCAGCAAAAAAAUUCCGACGAGGUUGUUUUUCAGAAAAAAUUGCCGCGAAAUUGUCGCUUAAGUUGUGGGCUAAAACAGUUGAUAACACCCAUUAUUGCGGGGGUUUUUAUACAGGAAAAAAAGAGGCAGUGGUCGUUUACUGAAUAUUAUGAGCAAGUCAUUGAAUUAGUUUCAAGAAAAGUAAUUAACGUUUUUUAUGUCAAUAAGAUGCGGAUGAUCAAAAUUUAUAUAAAGUGCGAUGAACCGUUCAGCGUUUUCAAAUUUUAUGUUUCUGAGCAGAGUGAAGUUAGUGAAGAGAAUCAGGUUUUUCUGUACAAGGCUAAUCUAGUUGUAAAUACUUUUGAGGAUUUUUCUAAUGUUGACGAAUGGGAUUGUAUUUUUUUGUUUGAUAGAAGUAAUCCACAGGUCGAGUCUACAAUCGAUAUUCAGUUAGUUUUUGAAAAUCUUACGAAUUUUCCCAACAAAUUUACGUUAAGUAGUGAAUGUGAUGAUCACAGACUUGUCUUCGUCACGUGUCGUGAUUUAUGUCUUUGUAAAAAUUUAAUGGAGUAUCAGUCUAUUGUUUACAAGUAUUUUAGUAGUUUUAUUAAAGAUUUUAAUAGUUACUGUAAAGAAGAAACAAGAGAUCAAAGAAAAAUGUAUGAUACAUUAUUAGAGAAAUCUGCGCAAACAAAAAAUCGGGCUCAAAUUUUAAAACAAUUACAAAUUUUAAAUCACUUUAAUGACACUUCAUUCUUCGAUAACUUUGAAGAAAUUAGCGAAAAUUUUCUUGUGGAAUCUGAAAAAUUGUUUAACGAUUUAAGAAAUAUUAAAGCGGAUGUAACUCCAAAUUCAUCUCAUGAUUCUUAUCUAAAAUCAGUGUCAAAAGAAUUGACCGAUAUGAAACAGUUAAGAAAAAAUUUAUAUAAUGCAAGAAUUAAUAAAAAAUUAUAUGAUUAUGAAAAAAUUAAAAUUCUUUAUUGUGUGAGAACAAUAUUAGAAACAUUUACCGAUAAAAUGGACCCCAAUUUUGAUUGUUUUGUCAAUGAUAUAAAAAAUUGGUAUAAAAAUGAAUUUUUCGCACACGUGCGUACUUUGAGCACUUUAAAAAAACAACUGAAUCGAUAUAGAAGCGAUUUGACACGAUUCGAAGACGAAAUUCAAUCUCGCAGCGACGAAAAUUUGAAAACUAUCAGCACUUUGGGACUCAAUAAAGAAAAAUUGUUUGAUAUUGUAGGAAAAUACAAAAGUAAUGAUUCAGAUAUUAAAUCACUCGUUGAGGAAAAUUUAAAAUUGGUCGAACAAAUGAAUGCAUUGAUUAUAACUUUGAACUCCAAUUUAUCGACUGAUUUGUGAUUUUUUGAUUUUUUAUUUUAUAACACUUUGAUUGGUUUAUUUAAGUAUUAAAAUGUGAUGUUUUGCAUAAUAAAUAAAGGUUUAUUCUGUUCAA